Molecule: messenger RNA, 6855 nt
Organism: Microplitis demolitor
Lineage: Eukaryota; Metazoa; Arthropoda; Insecta; Hymenoptera; Braconidae
Exons: 20
Coding region: 79-5853 (1924 amino acids)
Molecular function (GO): UDP-glycosyltransferase activity
Source: RefSeq, a predicted model, not a curated record
CAGUCGAGGUUCAGAUCAAUGUCUUAGUAAAAAAGUUCAUACUUAAUACUGUGUUUUUGUAAUUUGAUUCCUCUUACAAUGAAGUAUCUAAAAUUAUCAACAGUAAUUGUGUUGAGUAUUUUUGAAAUAAUAUUGAAUACGGAACUAUGUCUGGGGUACAGAAUUUUGGGAAUAUUUCCGCUGAAUGCUAAAAGCCACAUGGUGUUUCACGAACAAGUAUCCAAGGGAUUAGCGCGACGUGGCCAUCAAGUCGAUGUUAUCAGCAUAUUCCCUCAGAAAAAACCAUAUCCUAAUUACACCGACAUCGAAAUUCCGGCAGCGUUGCCUAAGUUUGUUAACAAUAUGACCCAUGAUUUUCUGCAAGAAGUCAAAAAGAGUAACAUCGUACAUUUUAUGUCCACACAUAUGGGCAAUGUCGUUUGCGAAAAAGGGUUAGAAAGUUCAAAUGUACUGAAAAUUAUAAAAAACCCGCCCAAAAAUCCACCAUAUGAUCUCGUUAUCACAGAGGAAAAAAAUGCUAAAGUCAACGUUCAUUCAAGUUCUGAGACCGUGACAGUGGAUAACUUGAAGAUCAAUGUUAUCACUUUAAUAAAAGAAAUAAAUGAGAUAAGGGGAUAUCGUAUUUUGGGAAUUUUCCCCCUUAACAGUAAAAGUCAUAUGGUGUUUUUCGAAGGAGUAAUGAAGGGACUAGCGCGUCGCGGUCAUAAAGUUGAUGUUGUCAGUACAUUUGAUAAAAAAAAUAAUUAUCCUAAUUAUACUGACAUAACGAUACCGGCUGCGUUGCCGAAACUUGUCAAUAAUUUGACUUAUGAUUUUGUAAAAGUCGCUUUCGAAGACAAUAAUAUUGUUCAUUUCAUUGCUGAAAAUACUGGGAAUGUAAUUUGCGAAAAAGGUUUUCAGAAUGAGGAAGUACUUAAUUUGAUUAAUAGUCCGCCUAAUAAUCCGUCUUAUGAUCUCGUGAUUACUGAGCUGUAUCAUGCAGUAGUUUCUCCACUUACACCAUUAUUAGCGAAAAUUAUAAGAAUGAAAGGUUUAAAGUUAUUACUAAUAGUCGCGUUGAGUAUUUUGAUAACAACAAAUUUCGAACAGUGUCUGGGGUACAGAAUUUUGGGAAUUUUUCCUCUGAAUGCUCGAAGCCAUAUGAUGUUUCACGAACAAGUAUCCAAGGGAUUAGCGCGACGCGGUCAUCAAGUUGACGUCAUCAGUACGUUUCCUCAAAAAAAACCUCAUGCUAAUUAUACCGAUCUGCCGAUACCGGCUGCGUUGCAGCAAUUCGUAAAUAAUUUGACCCAUGAAUUCGUUAAGCAAGAGAUGGAGGAUAAUAAUAUUCUGCACUUCGUUUCUGAAAACGCGGGAAAUUUGAUUUGCGAAAAAGGAUUUGAGAACUCAAAUAUACAAAAUAUCAUUAAUAAUCCGCCCAAAAAUCCGCCUUAUGAUCUUGUAAUGGUCGAGAUUUUUGCUGCCCAUUGCUUCAUGGCCUUCGGAUAUCAUCUGAAAGUCCCGGUCGUCGGAUUAAGUUCAUCGGCUUUAUAUCCAUGGAGUAAUGACAUGAUAGCGAAUCCCCCAAAUCUUGCUUUUGUGCCGAAUAAUCUUCUCGAGUAUAUGGAGAAAAUGAACUUCUGGCAACGUCUAUACAACGUCGUCCAUACUUAUUACUACAAAAUGUACUUCAACUACUACACAUCGCCGCAAAAUGACAUGAUAAAAAAAUACUUUGGAGCAGAUGCACCAGGGGUUCGGGAACUGGAACACGAUUUAGCACUUAUUUUAACCAACUCACAUUUGGCGAUAAAUGGUCCAAGACCAACUACGCCAGCACUCGUUGAAGUUGGUGGGCUUCAUAUACAAGACGAUGAUCCAGACAUCCCAGCUGAUCAUUUGAAAUGGCUAAAUGAAAGUAAAGACGGUUUUAUUUACUUUACAUUUGGCUCAAUGAUGCAGAUAGAAUCCUUUCCAAAACCAGUGCUCGAUAUUUUGUACAAAUCCCUCGGAAAAAUAUCGCCGAUAAGAGUUUUCAUGAAAGCGCCGCAUCCGGAAAAACUACCACCGGGUUUGCCGAAAAAUAUACGGACAUUUACAUGGAUGCCGCAAUUGAAAGUAUUAAAGCACAAAAAUAUUCGCGCAUUUAUCACUCAUGGCGGACUUAUGGGCACUCAAGAAGCAAUUUACAGCGCAGUACCGAUGAUUGGCAUGCCACUUUUUGCCGAUCAGUUUAUAAACGUCGAUCUCUAUGUGAGCAAAAAAAUCGCGAUCCGUCUAGAUUACGCGGACAUGACUGAAGACAAAUUGGACGCGGCGUUGCAUGAGAUUUUGCAUAAUCCUCUCUACAGGGAAACGGUGAAGAAGAUUUCAGAUGAAUUUCUAGAUCGACCAAUGACUCCCCUGGACACGGCUUGCUAUUGGAUUGAGUACGUAAUCAAGCAUGGGAAUAAAGCUCUGAGAUCGUCGGCGCUCGACUUGUAUUGGUGGCAAGUUGCUCUUGUUGAUGUUUAUGCCGUACUUAUAAUCACUGCCAUCAUACUUGCGUACGCUGCUAUUGCAAUUAUUAAAUUUAUUUCGAAUUUUAUUUUCCCCUCUACUACUGUUGCGCGCAUUGCAAAAUCAUCUUUGAGAAUUAACAUUCGGAUCAGAGUGAUAUAUAUUUAUUUAUUAAUAUUUAUAAUAAUUCCAACGAAGUCGUACAGAAUAUUGGGAAUAUUUCCCUUCCAAUCGCGAAGCCAUCACAUGAUGUUUGAUGCCAUCGCCAAAGGAUUGGCGAGAAAAGGCCACCAGAUUGAUGUGAUGACAGUCUACCCUCUGAAGAAUCCCCCGGAAAAUUACAGAGUGGUAGUUAACUUAGAGGGCGUCGUAGAAAGUCUUGUUAAUAAAUGGAAUGUUAACUUUGCUGCCAACUUGGGCGAUGAUACGCUGCCUAUUAUUGCGGACUCAUAUGGCAAUGGGUUGUGCGAAUAUUUGGGGCUGCCUGAGGUACAACAGAUCAUUAAGAACCCGCCAAAAGAUCCGCCAUAUGAUCUUGUUAUCGUGGAAUCAUUUGGCGCAAACUGUUUCAUUGGAUUGGGUCAUGCUCUUAAAACACCAGUUAUAAUGGUGAGUUCAACAAUAGAUCUGCCAUGGCUGGACAAAGCAUUAGGCCAACCAGAAAAUACAGCCUUCUUUCCAGCUUUUUUCACCGGAUAUUCCCAUCCCAUGACUUUAAUUCAACGUCUCCAUAAUACCAUCAAGAGCCACAUUAACAAUUUACGCUUCGACUCUUACACUGAAGACGUGCAAAAUUCCCAAAUGAGAAAAUACAUAAGUCCAGAUAUUCCUCCGCUAGCUGAACUGGAAAAAAACGUUGCAUUGGCACUCGUAAAUUCCUUCCACAGUUUAAAUGGAGUGAGACCUCUAACGCCCGGUAUAAUAGAAGUCGCCGGAGUGCACGUACGGGAACAUUAUGUCCCGCUACCUCAGGAGCUUGAAAAAUGGAUGAACGAAAGUACUGCGGGGGUGGUUUACUUCACGCUGGGUUCGAUGGUUAAUAUUGAAACCUUUCCGGAAAGUACAAUCCGCGGUUUUUAUUCAGUGUUUAGUAAACUCGCGCCAGUGAGAGUUCUUAUGAAAAUAGGCAACAAAGAUAAACUACUUCCUGGACUUCCUAAUAAUGUUAAAAUAUCAUCCUGGAUUCCUCAAGUUGCUAUUUUGGCUCACAAAAAUACAAGAGUCUUUAUAACACACGGGGGUUUAAUGGGAUCACAAGAAGCUCUCACUUAUGGAGUUCCAAUGAUAGGAAUUCCUCUUUUCGGAGAUCAAUUUUCCAACAUGGAAUUUUAUAUGAAACAUAAUAUGGCUCUGGUAUUGGAUAUAAAAAAUUUAACAGAGCAAUCUGUUUAUUUUGCACUCGAUCAAAUGCUCAACAAUCCAAAGUUCAAAAAAGCUGCCGCGUUCGAGUCAGCGAGAUUUCUGGAUCGUCCCAUGAGUGCGAUAGACACAGCAGUUUAUUGGACUGAAUAUGCAAUAAGAAAUGGUCCCAGUGCCUUGAGAUCACCGAUCGUAGAUAUGCCAUGGUGGCAAGUCGCUCUACUUGAUGUCUACUUUAUAAUACUCGUAUCUUUUAUCACUGCCGCUAGUUUAAUUGGUUUAAUUUUGUACAUUUUUCUGCGUUAUUUAUUUUCAAAACCGACUUUGAAAAAGCAACCGAAAAAAUUACACAAUAUUACAGUUAAUGUGAGACAAAUAAAGUCACAUGUGUUUAUCUGCUGGUUAAAUAAAAUUUAUUUACUGUUGACUGUCAGAAUGUAUUCAUUAAAAAUAAUUUUUAUCGCGACAGUGGCUAUGGUGUUUUAUGCUCAGCCAACGGAAGCGUUAAGAAUUCUUGGAAUUUUUCCACUUCCCGGUAGAAGUCAUUUCAUUCCCGCGGCACAAUUAUUAAAGGGACUUGCUGCCAAAGGACACAAAGUUGACGUCGUCAGUCAUUUUCCUCUAAGCAAACCUGUGCCUAAUUACACGGACAUCAGUUUGAAAGGAAUGUUACGAAUCGCGACGAAUAACUUGACUUACAAUGACACCAGACAAUUCAAUUCAUUUUCGAUGUAUCAGUUUACUUAUAUGACAGGGAUUGAAGUUUGUGGUUUAUUAAAUCAGCCGGUUUUUGAAAAACUUUUAAAAACUCCCAAAGGUACCUACGAUUUGAUUAUACUCGAGUUAUUUGGCGCGAAUUGUUAUCUUCCAUUCGGUCAACAUCUUGGAGCUCCAGUAGUCGCGAUGGUUGUGUCAAAAAUGCACGAUUGGCUGUACGGACCAUUCGGUGUACCCUUCAACACAGCAUAUACGCCAAGUUUGUUCUCAAGUUUUGACCAGAGUAUGACAUUUCUACAACGACUUCAAAAUACCUUAGUAUCGUCAAUAAUCGUUGCCCAAAUAAAUUACUACAUGGAAAUUCAAAAGACUUAUGUUGAAAAGUACUUUGGUCGCAAGGUCGCGAGCAUCACAGAUUUAUAUGACGAAGUAUCAAUCGUACUUCUUAAUUCACAUCACAGCCUCUAUGACAUAAUACCUACACCACCGGCAAUAAUUGAAGUUGGUGGCCUUCAUGUUCAUGAUGAUCAGCAAGAAUUAUCUCCCGAAAUAAAAAAAUGGCUUGAUGAAAGUAAAGAUGGCUGCGUUUAUUUCACAUUUGGGUCAAUGGUUAGAAUAGAAACAUAUCCAGCAGCAACACUUGAAAUUUUCUACGAAACGUUCAAGAAAAUUGCACCAGUCCGAGUAUUACUAAAGAUAACAGAUCCUAAAUUACUACCCCCCGGAUUACCUAAAAACGUCAUGACGUCGCCUUGGUUACCACAAGUCGCAAUUUUAAAGCACAAGAAUACGAAGGCCUUCAUAACUCAUGGAGGAUUAAUGGGAACGCAGGAAUCGCUGGCUUAUGGAGUUCCUAUGGUCGGUUUGCCGAUUUUCGGGGAUCAAUAUACGAACUUGCAAGUUUAUGAAAAACGUAAAAUUGCAGUUGUAUUGAAGCAUGAAGAUAUAACUGUUGAGUCAUUGACUAAAGCUGUUACUACUGUUCUCAAUGAUCCGACUUAUAGAGAUAAUAUAAAACGGCUGUCAAAAUUAUUCCUCGACCGACCAAUGAGUGCACUAGACACGGCUAUUUUCUGGGUCGAAUACACAGCGAGACACGGAAAUAUUCUCAAAUCACCGGCGACCAAACUGUCAUGGUGGCAGUAUUAUUUGAUCGAUGUAUAUGGAUUCAUAUUAUUGUGUAUAGCUGUUGUGCUUUAUAUCACGAAACACCUUAUAAAGUUACUAUACAGAUUAAUUUGUUCAAGAAAAUCAUCGCAAAACAAGACACCGGUCGCGAAAUCAAAAAAAAAUAAAUAAACGCUCUAUUUAAUCAAUUUUUUUUUGAUUCGCUGUUUUUGAGAUUCAAAAAAAAAUAUCGAAGUAAACCACCGAAGAUUACUCUACUCGAUGUAAACAAAAAAUGGCGUACAAAAAAUUUGUAGAUAAGAAUGUUAUAGAAAAUUUUUUAAAAACCGAAAUUAAAUGUUUACGAUCUCUUUAUGAAAAAUAUUUAUAUAUUUAUAAUGAAUUAAUAAUUUUGGCACGCAAUUAAUAAACUUAUAUUGGUGCUCUAGUGAGUAAAUUUAAAUUAAAUGUUAGUCAGUAAAAAAAUAAAAUUUUUUAAAAUUUUGCUUGUAUCAAUUUUUUAAAUUAAUAAAACUUUUUUUUAUCGAUAUAGUUCAUUAUAUUUACCGUCGACCAUUUUGCCCCGGGACACAAAAUUCAAUCAAGCACAUACAGCAAACAGAAAGUAAAUUACAGCAAAGUAAUAAUAGAUCGCACACUAAUUAGCGAUAUUGUAUAUUGAAACCCAUAGGUUGGUAGUAAUUAAUUCCCAAUCGCGUUGCGUUUCGUUGCGCGAAACAAAUUAAUGGAUUCCGGAAAUAAACAUAUUUGGAAAUUAACUUAAUCUGUUUUACUCAAAUUCACGUUUAUGAGCAUAUUCAGUGUAAUAAUUAAAUCUUUUGUUUACUUACUUACUUGCUCUACAGUAAUCGAUUUAAAUUAACAGGGGAAGGGGGCGGGGGCGAGGUAAAAUGGACCUAGUAAAUUUUUUAAAUUAAAAUCGUAAAAUGGAUCGACAAUUGAUAGUUUUUUCUUAAAUAUAAAAUUUUAGGGAGAGGGGCAAAAUGGGCAACUCAAAAUUUUAAUUUAAAAAAUUGGUAAAAAAAAAAAUAGAAAUUUUGUAUUUUUUCAAAUUUUUCAUUCGCUUUGACUUAAAAAAAAUAUGGGGGUAAUUUUGCCCACGUAUUUUAAAAAUUCAAAAAUAAAAAAAAUAUGGAAAACUGUAAAUUUUUUAAUGAAAAUGAAAACUAUUUU